Molecule: messenger RNA, 3807 nt
Organism: Podospora anserina S mat+
Lineage: Eukaryota; Fungi; Ascomycota; Sordariomycetes; Sordariales; Podosporaceae
Exons: 2
Coding region: 1-3807 (1268 amino acids)
Biological process (GO): protein phosphorylation
Molecular function (GO): protein kinase activity; ATP binding
Source: RefSeq, a predicted model, not a curated record
AUGUAUUCAAAAGCGGGGGUGUGUGAUGCGGGGUUGGGUGUCAGGCGCGUAUCGCUGACGACUUCCAGGCAGGUUUAUCAGUGUGCUACGACCACUAUUCGUUCGGCCCAAUUAGGGUUAAGGCAGUCUUCAUUUAAGUCUUCUUUCCCAGGCAUUCUUUGUCAUUUCAGAAGACAGAUUGACCGGUAUAACAUGCACCCAAUCAAAAAAACCAUCUGCGCAACGACCACAUGCCACCAACAACACCAGUUCCUCUCCGUGAACAUCUCGACACGUACUUUCAAGAUGUCAACUUCAACCGCCAUCCUGGUCAAUGAUAACCAAAUUUAUGAGCGAGCUCGAGAUUGUGAAAGUCUUUUCCGGAGGCUCCUAACGGACGAAACAGUCGAUAAUGAGCCCGUGGAGGCGAAGAACUACCACAUUAUUCGGGAGUACCACCAGCGUUUUCAGCUUUGGACUGCCUUCGUUGGGGUUUUUGCUCAACCUGAGGCGUCGCUAGAUGCUCGACUUAGAGACCAUCCACAAGUCCACAAUCUGGUUCUUCGACUCCUCCAACUGUUGCAAUCCAACCUAGCCCGGUUCAAUCCAUCGUUAAUCUUGAAUCAUUCGAAUCAAGCUCUUCCAGAGCCGGUCGCCGCCGCUGCACUCGACGCCAUCCACGAAGCCAUCGAGAGGCUUCAGCGUCUAGCUUCCAUCAUUCGCCAAUCAUCCAUGGGAAGCUGGGCAUCUAGAGUCAAAGCAUACGCUCUCAAAGUGGACCCAGAAGAGAUAUCUGAAUUCGAAAGGAUCGCCUUGCUCUUUGUCAAGGGAAGAUUGGAUGGAGUAUCAGAAUCUCUUGCAGAACAGCUAGCUUCAUCCAUAACAUUUCGACGACUCAAACUUCUGUAUGUUAGGAGACAUCACCAAAAGCUCGCUACCCCUCGCCAAUAUCUCCCAUCUGUCGGUCCUAAUUCAGAACCCAACCAGUCCAAAGCAGAUAUUCGAGUGCGAAUUCCGGUGCCUGCGUCCCAAGCGCACCAUCGCUCAAGCAGCUCCCCAUUUCACCAGCCAAUAUAUGCCACAUCUCAAACCAGCCCGUCGGUACUAGAUCAAUCCAGAUUUCAGAAGGAGAUUUCAAAACCUGCUUCAGUCUUGGACAAUGCCACAGUUAGCUUGUUUGGCCAAGGCUACUCGUAUCCCCCACGGCCAAAAAUAGAGAACGGUCUCGGCUUCUGUAAAUGCCAGUGGUGCGCGCGCGAACUGAAAACUUCCGACUUGGAAAAACACGGAUGGUGGAGCGUUAACCUAACAGCUAGAGCUCAUUUUCAACAUGAUCUCGAACCUUACGUCUGCAUUUCCGAGGAGUGCAUCGACAAUUUAAGAUACUUCUCCAAGCUCUCCGAGUGGCGUGAGCAUAUGGAGGAGGCCCAUUCAAAGGAAUGGGCACAAAAGAUUCACAACACGGUGUGGUAUUGUGAUGUUGAACCCGGCGAGUAUGCCGAGUUUCCCACGGGGGACAAAUUGAGAGAGCACAUCAAGACAAGACACAGCGCCAUGACCGAGUCCAGGGUCGUGAGAAAAGUAACACGCAAUAUCUUGCGUGUUACCCGGAACGCCAAUAUCUGCCCGCUUUGCAAUCAGGAUGUUCUUGCGGUCUAUGAGUUGCAAUCUAGAAUCACACAGGCCCCGUCCAAGGGAAAGCAAGCAGCAGAAAACGAGGAUGUCGAAUAUUCGUUUGGCGGAAACGACACACAACAGCAUGACUCGCCGAAGUCACCGGGUGAUAACAGGCCGAGUUUUGUGGACUACGCAAAGAUGGUUAAACACGUUGCCCAACACCUGAAGUCGUUGGCUUUCCUAUCAAUAAGAUACAUCGAUGAUGAUAAUAUCUCCGUUGACUCAGAUCAAGCGGCUAGUGGACAGAAUGGUUCGACGGAGGAGGGUUCUGAUAAUCGGCUGUUCGGUGACACUCCGGACGAUGAAGGGCCACUACAGUUUGAGGAUAUCCCUUCGGACGUUCGCACCAAUGCCCAAUCUGAUGAUGAGGGCUUGUCUUCUAACCCGGCCUUUCCGUCGGAAUCCCUACCUCCUGUUCUCGGAUCGGUGUAUAGCAAGAGCUUUUAUCCAGACCACUCCAAUGAACCGGUUCACCGUAAAACCGGUCGUUUUGUCGCCGCAGAUAGAUCAUUCGAGGAUUUUAACACCCGGGUAUUGAGCAACUUGCCAGAUGACCAAGGGCCGCUGGAGUUUCAGGACACCCGGCCUGACCUUCGCACCUACGAAGAAGCGCACCCCGGCCCUGGAGCAGCAACCGUUCCCAGUUCGGAAAGAGCGAUUGGUGACAAAACGACAAUGGCCAGGUCCUCACCACGAUUCGAGGCUUCUCCAGAUGAUGUCCGCCCCCGAGAGGCCACAAGGCCGCGUUCUUACAGCGGGUCCGAUUUUUGGGAACGUGGCUCGGUUGACUACUUGAACGAACAGCAGAUGACUCUAAAGGAGUUUUUGGAGUCGCAUGAUAGAGACAAGUUUGAGUGGGAUUCCGCUGGUUGGGAAACCGAGCAUGCAUGGGUGGAACCCGUGCGCCAAGCUGGUCUAAACCUGACGACUCACAAGGUGUUUCACCAUCGGGGUCAAGAAUACCUUAAGCCGCCCUUUCCCUUCCUUCAGGAGGGGGAAGCCCUGGGAGACUCAGGAUCCACGAUCACAUAUCGUGUUAAAGCUCCCGUUGAUGUCACCUAUCCGCGGUCCCUGGCCCUAAAAGUGAUUGUCUGUCGUUCUCAUGACCGUCCGCCUGGACCAGACUCAACAGCUCGUCGAUCGACUUUGCAAGCGCUCAGCAAGCUAUCAGGGAUUCAACAUCCACAUGUCGUUGUGUACGUGGCUUCAUUCGAGGACUAUUGUCUGAGCACAAGGCAGGUACGCCAGCGGCGGGGCCGGAAACAGGAAAUCAGCACACUAUCGACGUCGCAGGUAAUCAAGAAGCACAUAUUCGGCGUGGCCGUCUACCCACCCGCACAAACAAACUUGCAGGUCUUGUUAGAGGACUUCCACGACAGUCAGACUGGGGAAGAUUCGACCAGGAAAUCCGACAACACCUGGAUGGGAGCUUAUCUUUGCAGUUAUUUCGGUUGCCUAACUCGAGCAAUGCUCUACCUUUGGAACUCUGGCAUCGGGAUACAAUAUUCAGAUAUCAACCUCCGCAAGAUUCUCAUCGACGACUUUGGGCUCCCGGUCAUUGGAACCAUAGGCUUGACCCGCCACUUCGAGACACCAACAGAACCCGCUGGCAGACUCACCAAGUACAAGACCCCCUACAUUCCCCCAGAAACUGACGAGUCUUCCAUGGAUCAUCCCGACUCGCUUACCCUCCCGGGCCUCGUCUACUCACUCGGUUGCAUAUUCUUCGAAAUGACAUCUGUCUUGCUAGGGUUGCCACGGGAUAAUCCUAGAGAAUGGCUAGGCCUGCAAUCUCAUAACGCCGGGCUUGAAGAACCCCAUUGGUUUACUUACCGGAGCGCGCUCGCUGGCGGUGCCAAACUUGAAGACUACUUCCAGGUCCUACGAGCACGCCAAAGCAAUACCGACAAAAGUGUGAUGCCGAAGCUAAUCGAACCUGUGCUGAAGAUCUUGCCCAUCAUUGGGGAGAUGCUGGAAGUGAAGCCUGAGAAACGGCCACAUUUGAAGGAUUUGUACCCGUCUUUCAGACAUUUAUAUGAUUUGCCAGAAUCGCCAGGGCGCUGUGAGAGUUGUGAGAAGGAGUGGUUGCAGUCCAGACCACGCCAGGAAACGGACAUGUCCGAGGAAAGGCCCAAGCAGACGAAGGUCUGA